AUGGUUCGAGAUGACUUCAAAGGUGGAAAAAUUACCCUAGAGAAAGCUCUGAAAUUACUUGAAAAAUUAGAUAUACGGUGCAAUACUAUACAUGUGAAAUAUAUUUUUAAGGAUAAUGACAGGCUGCAACAAGGAAGAAUCACCAUAGAAGAAUUUAGAACAAUUUAUCGAAUUAUUACAUACAGAGAAGAAAUUGUUGAGAUUUUCAACACGUAUUCUGAAAACCGGAAAAUUCUUUUAGAAAAGAACCUGGUCCAAUUUUUGAUGCGAGAGCAGUAUACACUUGACUUCAGUGAAAGUAUUGCUUCUGAGAUCAUUCAGAAAUAUGAGCCUAUUGAAGAAGUUAAACAAGCACACCAGAUGUCAUUUGAAGGUUUUAGAAGAUACAUGGAUUCAUCUGAAUGUCUGAUAUUUAAUAAUGAGUAUGGUCAUGUUUACCAAGAUAUGACUCAUCCAUUGACUGAUUAUUUUAUUUCAAGUUCACAUAAUACAUACUUGAUAUCUGACCAAUUAUGGGGACCAAGUGACCUUUGGGGAUAUGUAAGUGCCCUUGUGAAAGGAUGCCGCUGUCUGGAAAUUGAUUGCUGGGAUGGAUCACAAAAUGAACCUGUUGUAUACCAUGGCUAUACAUUCACCAGCAAGCUUCUGUUUAAAACUGUUAUCCAAGCGAUACACAAAUACGCAUUCCUAGCAUCUGAGUACCCAGUGGUGCUGUCUUUAGAAAAUCACUGCUCCCCUUCCCAACAAGAAGUCAUGGCCGACAGUUUGCUCGCUACUUUUGGGGAUGCCUUGCUGUCAUAUACACUUGAUAAUUUUUCAGACAGACUACCUUCACCAGAGGCAUUAAAAUUCAAAAUAUUAGUUAGAAACAAGAAAAUAGGCACCUUACGUGAAACCCUUGAAAGGAGAGGUUCUGAUAUGCAUGGGCAGGUAGAGGAAUAUGAAGAAGAGGAGGAGGUGGAACAAGAGGAGGAUGGAAGUGGUGCCAAAGAACCAGAACCAGUGGGUGAUUUUCGAGAUGAUUUGGAAAAGGAAGAACAGUCGAAACGGGUGGUCAGAAUCCCACUCUUCAGGAAAAAGAAGGUGAGGCAACGUUUUAUAAAAAUAUCUAUGGCCCUAUCUGAUCUUGUCAUUUAUACUAAAGUUGAGAAGUUCAAAAGUUUUCAUCAUUCAAAUUUAUAUCAACAAUUUAAUGAAAGCAACUCUAUUGGGGAGUCCCAAGCCCGAAAACUUACAAAGUUGGCAGCCAGGGAAUUUAUUCUUCACACCAGGAAGUUCAUUACCAGAGUAUAUCCCAAAGCAAUAAGAGCUGACUCUUCUAAUUUUAAUCCUCAAGAAUUUUGGAAUGUAGGUUGUCAAAUGGUGGCCUUAAAUUUCCAGACCCCUGGUCUCCCUAUGGAUCUUCAAAAUGGGAAAUUUUUGGAUAAUGGUUGUUCUGGAUAUGUUUUAAAACCACGCUUCCUAAGAGAUAAAAAAACAAAGUUUAAUCCACAUAAAGUACCAAUAGACGGCAAUCCACUCACACUUACAAUAAGGCUUAUCAGUGGUAUCCAGUUGCCUCCCAGUUAUCAAAACAAAGCUGAUACCCUAGUGAUUGUAGAAAUUUUUGGGGUUCCAAAUGAUCAAAUGAAGCAACAGAGUCGUGUAAUUAAAAAAAAUGCUUUUAAUCCAAGAUGGAAUGAAACAUUCACAUUUGUUAUUCAGGUGCCAGAAUUAGCAUUGAUUCGUUUUGUUGCUGAAAAUCAGGGUUUCAUAGCUGGAAAUGAAUUUCUUGGACAAUAUACUUUACCAGUUCUAUGCAUGAACAGAGGUUACCGUCGUGUUCCUCUGUUUUCCAAACUGGGUGAGAGUCUUGAGCCCGCUUCCCUUUUUAUUUAUGUUUGGUACAUCAGAUAG
Messenger RNA from Rangifer tarandus platyrhynchus (Svalbard reindeer), 1896 nucleotides. The record is from the annotation of a GenBank genome assembly. NCBI's taxonomy places the organism in Eukaryota, Metazoa, Chordata, Mammalia, Artiodactyla, Cervidae.